CUGGCCCGCGCGCCCCGAGGGGCCGCGGGGGGCUUUGCGGCCUCUCCGCCGAAGCUGGGCCAUCGUGGCUGCGCCUUGCUUUCUUACUUCUCCCCGUGUGUGUGUGUGUGUGUGUGUGUGUGUAUACACGUGUAUAUUUGUAUGUUCCACGUGACUGCGGCAGCACAGUUGGUUCUCCAAGUGGGGAAUUUUUUGGAGAUUUGGGGAGAGGCGGGACCUCAGGGUAUGAUGGCAGACAGACCUCUUUCCAAAGCUGCCAUUUUCUCCCGGGGAACUGAUUUCUGUGGCCUGGGGAUCACCUGUAAUUCCGGGAGAUCUCUAGCCACCACCUGGAGUGGAGGGCUCAGCAACCUUCUGUACAAAUGCACCCUGCCGGAUCAUAUUGCGACUGCCGAGAACGAACCGCGGCAGGUUCUGUUGCGCAUCUACGGGGCCAUCCUCCAGGGUGUUGACUCGCUGGUUCUUGAGAGCGUCAUGUUUGCCAUCCUGGCGGAGCGGGCUCUGGGGCCACGUCUCUACGGCAUCUUCCCGCAGGGGCGCCUGGAGGAGUAUAUCCCGAGCCGCCGCCUGCUCACGGAGGACUUGCCGGAGCCGAGCAUAUCAGGGGAGAUUGCCGUGAAGAUGGCUCGCUUUCACGGCAUGGUUAUGCCCUUCAACAAGGAGCCCAAGUGGAUGUUUGGGACAAUGGAGAGGUACUUGAAGCAGAUCUCCGAACUCACCUUCCCCCAGGAAGCUCAGCUACGGAAGCUCAACAGGCUCAAGGCGUACAACCUGGAGGCCGAAAUGCGCAGCCUCAGGGCUCUCCUGGAGGCCACUCCGUCCCCCGUGGUUUUCUGCCACAAUGAUGUGCAAGAAGGGAAUAUUCUGCUCCUGGCUGGGCGUGAGAACCUCUCCUCCGACCGUCUCAUGCUGAUUGACUUUGAAUACAGCAGCUACAAUUACAGGGGUUUUGACAUCGCUAAUCACUUCUGCGAAUGGGUUUAUAACUACUCACAUGACCAGUGGCCUUUCUACAAAGCCAGCCCCGAAAACUACCCCAGCCGCCACCAACAGCUGCACUUUGUCCGGAGCUACCUGUCUGAAGCACGGGGGAAGAGCCCGCCCCCCUCACCUGAAGAGCAGGAGCGCAUGGAGGCCGAAAUGCUCCUUGAGAUCAGCAGGUUCACGCUGGCCUCCCACUUCUUCUGGGGCCUCUGGUCCAUCUUGCAGGCCAAGAUCUCCACCAUUGAGUUUGGCUACCUGGAGUAUGCGCAGUGCCGCUUUGAGGCUUACUUCCAGCAGAAGGCGCUGUGUGAGUGACCCCUGCUUUCCCCAGGAGAGCCUCCCCUGGGCUGGCCCCCUGCAGAAUCUCCGUGCAACGUGGACCUCAAGGGACAUCAGCGUGGACCAAAGGCCCUGAAGGCAGCUCAGCUGGCUGGACAGCCCCUUGUUCUGUGAAAACAUGGCAGAAAACCUCUGGCGGGGGCGGGGGGGGAGCUGGGGACGAGAGCGGGCAUCCCUGGUUAGCUUCCUCGGGGGCUUUUACAGGUCGGUCACCAAAGAGGAGGCUGCUGGCUAGUGCAAGCGCUGCAGGUGGAAUUGGCUGGUGGGGACCAUUGGGAGAAGGGGGACCAGGAGACCUCUGCCCAGGCAGGGAGGGGAUGUGCCCCAGGCCCGCCUGCUCCCCCCUGGCCUCCUGUUGCUCUGCCUGUGCCGCCCUGCUUUGGAUGUACAUGUGCUCAACCCCCUCCUUGCUUAGCCCAUGUCUUCCAGAUGUUUGUGUCCUCCUCGCCCUUUGCUGGGCGUCUUCACACACACACACACACACACACGGCUGAUAUGUCGGUCUUUGAGCUGGUCCCAGACUGACGGGAGGAAGCCGGGGGUGAGGGGGGAGUUGCUUAGUCAGCGUGCAGCACGGAUGGACACAGGAACCCCUGGGCAGAAGUCGUGCAGGACCUUGGAGGCCUCGCCCAUUGCAAACUCCGGGGCUAGGGAGCUUCUCUGCACGCGGUGCCCUGCUGUGGGCUGUGCUUUGCCCAUCGGCACCUUAGGGUAUGGGGAGGGCUUGGAGGGGUGCUGCUGCUGGGGGGGGGGGGUCCCUUGCCCUGGGAUCCCUCCAGCCCGUCUGGCUGCCAUAAGUGCUUCUCUGGGCCUGCUCUCCAAGCUGUGGUCACAAGCGAGUGUCCCCCAGCACCUGUCCUCUCCUGCUGUUUGGGGAGGGGGCACCCAAGCGUUCCUCCUCUUCCUCAGGCUUCCUGGCUGUGUCUGUCUGGAUGAAGGGGGGGGGGUGUCUUGAUGAUCUUCGCUUUGCCACAGCUGUGUUUGGGUGAAGCUGUUGCACAGGAGCCAGUCGUGCUGAGGGAUUGGCGCACACUCUCUUUCGAAGCACUUGCCUGCCCCCCCCCCCCAGGGGCUCUCUUGCUCAGAUGUAACCCACUCGCUGGGGAAUGUCACGUCACCAAUAAAGAAGUGGCCUCGUU
Messenger RNA from Eublepharis macularius, 2462 nucleotides. It is a transcript of the gene CHKB, whose product is annotated as choline kinase beta. The record is from RefSeq and is a predicted model, not a curated record. Gene Ontology annotation, cellular component: cytoplasm. Lineage: Eukaryota; Metazoa; Chordata; Lepidosauria; Squamata; Eublepharidae. Gene Ontology annotation, molecular function: choline kinase activity; ethanolamine kinase activity. Gene Ontology annotation, biological process: CDP-choline pathway; phosphatidylethanolamine biosynthetic process. The coding region runs from base 142 to 1299 and encodes 385 amino acids. The transcript has 11 exons.